Molecule: messenger RNA, 967 nt
Organism: Dama dama (fallow deer)
Lineage: Eukaryota; Metazoa; Chordata; Mammalia; Artiodactyla; Cervidae
Gene: CTRL
Product: chymotrypsin like
Biological process (GO): proteolysis
Molecular function (GO): serine-type endopeptidase activity
Source: RefSeq, a predicted model, not a curated record
AUGUUGCUGCUCAGACUGACCCUUAGCCUGGUCCUCCUUGGCUCCUCCUGGGGCUGCAGCGUUCCUGCCAUUAAACCAGCACUGCAUUUCAGCCAGAGGACGGUCAAUGGGAAGAAUGCAGUGCCGGGCUCCUGGCCCUGGGAGGUGUCCCGGCAGGACAGCAAAGGCUUCUGCUUCUGCAGUGGGUCCCUCAUCGGCCAGUCCUGGGUGGUCACGGCUGCCCACUGCAAUGCUGUGGGUGUCCCUGGCUGCCACUUUGUCAUCCUGGGUGAGUACGACCGAGCAUCCGGGGCUCAGCCUUUGCAAGUCUUGUAGGUGUGUAGGCUGUGGGGGCACCCUUCCUGGAAUCCCACCACCACGAACAAUGAUCUCACAUUACUGACACUCGCCUCCCCAGCCCAGUACACAAUGUGCAUCUCACCAGUUUGCCUGGCUUCCUCAAAUGAGGCACUGCCUGAAGGCCUCACAUGGCCGGCUGGGUGCCUCAGUGGUGUGGGCAGUGUGACUCGGGCACACCUGCGGGGGCUGGUUCUGCCCCUGGUCACCGUGAGAUGGUGCCAGCAGUACUGGGGCUCAUGCAUCACCAGCUCCAUGAUCUGUGCAGGGGCCUCCUUGUGCCAGGUGAGCGCUGGGCCCCUGUCCUGUUCUCUGCACUUCCCUGUGGUAUCCCCACUCCCCAUGCAGACUUCUCCCCUCUCCUUCCGCCAGGGUGAUUCUGGAGGCCUGCUUGUCUGCCAGAAGGGGAACACAUGGGUGCUCACUGAUACUGUCUCCUGGAGCACCAGUGGCUGCAGUGUGCCCACGCCUGCCACGUGCACUCAGGUCAGCAGGUUCAGUACCUGAGUCAAUCAGGUCAGAGCCUACAACUGAGCCCACCACAGGCUCCGCUGGGGUCCAAUAAAUACCCCCUGUCCUGCUGUCUAUUCUGUCUUCCUGGUUCAGGGAAAAGGAGAGGCUUUUGGGGGUC